Messenger RNA from Sardina pilchardus (European sardine), 867 nucleotides. RefSeq names its product microfibril-associated glycoprotein 4-like. The record is from RefSeq and is a predicted model, not a curated record. The transcript is spliced from 5 exons. NCBI's taxonomy places the organism in Eukaryota, Metazoa, Chordata, Actinopteri, Clupeiformes, Clupeidae. Gene Ontology annotation, biological process: elastic fiber assembly. Bases 1 to 867 code for a protein of 288 amino acids.
AUGAAAAACGUUUGGAUUGGCCUGAGCGUGCUGGUGGAAGAGCUAGACAUCGCUCGACUGAGGAACGCAGUGGUCGUGUGGUACCGUAUGCCUGCUCUAGAGAUCUUGGCUGUGCUGUUCUGUGUGGGCAUUCAGUCCCUUCGCGGUGAGAAACUCCCCCGGGACUGCGCGGAGCUGUAUGAGAUGGGCUCCAAGCAGACUGGGGUGUACAGGAUCUACCCCGCAGGCCCCGUCCUCCCUUGCUAUGCCUACUGUGACAUGGAAACAGACGGUGGAAAGUGGACAGUCUUCCAGAGGAGAAUGGAUGGAUCAGUGAACUUCUACCAGGGCUGGAAUGCAUACCGGAUUGGGUUUGGCCAUGCGAUGGGAGAGUACUGGCUGGGCCUGGAGUUCAUCCAGCUCCUCACAGUGAACCAGACUCAUGAGCUGAGGGUGGAUCUGGAGGACUUUGAGGGAAACAAAGUCUUUGCUCACUACAAAUCCUUUGCCGUUUCCCCUGGAGUGGUCAAUGCUGAACCAGAUGGUUACAAGCUAUUCGUCGAUGGGUUUGUUGACGGAGGAGCUGGGGACGCCAUGAAGACACACAACAACAGGAAGUUCACCACCUUCGAUAAGGACAACGACCCCAAUUGGGGAAACUGCGCCGAAAAGUUUGAGGGCGGCUUCUGGUAUGGAACCUGUGGGGACGCCAACUUGAACGGCAUCUACAUGUGGGGACAGAGGCACGCCAACAGCUGCCGCUGGUUCACGUGGAAGAAGGCCAACUACUCUCUGAAGUCCAUCAAGAUGAUGAUGAGACCUGCCCCUUCGACCAGCACGGAGGGCCGUGAUGAUGCGGCGGACUUCUCCGCCCCAGUCCCCCUGUAG